GGGCCUGUCUUGCUGCUUUGAUUAUAUUUUUUAUUCAAAAAUUAUUAUUUAUUUUUUUGAGUGUGCUUAAUUGUCAUUAAAUUUAAAUGAAUGUUAAAAAGCUUAAUGGCUUUUAGUGGCUCAAUUAUACUUAAACUGGGAAAACUGGUUGACAAAUUAUAUAACUGUCGAAACGGCCAAGCCCAUGUUGUUCAAGGAAUAGUUUCGAGGAAAACACACAAAGACGCGCUAUUUGCGAACUCAUUAAACUCGUUAAGGCAACUUCCUCGAAGGAAUUUCUUCAGACAUGCAACAUCGACAAAAUCAUAUUUCCCACCCAUUUCCCGGUUGAUGAUGACUGUAGAGGGCGGGUCACGAACAGGACAGGUGAAAAAUAUAGCGCUCAUCAGCGAGGAGUGUUCAUUCAUUUAUGCAGCACUAGAGAGAGAAGAUGAGUAACUGGAUUAUCAAUCACGGGCUCAGCGCCUUCAUCUUGGUGGUGUGGAUGGGCAUCAACAUCUUUCUGUUUGUCUACUAUUACUUAUUCUAUGACCAGGGACCACAAUUUGAGUACACUCGUGAACUUUUAGGGUCUGCAUUACCUUGGGCCAGAGCUCCAGCCGCUGUACUCAACUUCAACUGCAUGCUGAUCCUGUUGCCAGUGUGUCGAAACCUGCUGUCUCUGCUCCGCGGCUCCUUUAUAUGCUGUGGCCGCACAAUGAGGAAACAGCUGGACAAAAAUCUGACUUUCCACAAGUUGGUUGCUUACAUGAUUGCCCUUAUGACAGCGGUUCACACUGUCGCUCAUUUGCUUAAUGCGGAGUGGUACACAAACAGUUUCCAAGGUCUAUAUGGGCCUCUCGCCAGUAAACUGUCCAUGCUUGAUGACUCCGUUGAAUUAAACACCACUUACCUAAAUCCCGUUCGCUCCAAUUCUACGACUCCGACUCUUCUCGUAUUCACCACUAUUGCGGGUCUCACAGGAGUCGUCAUAACUCUUGCCCUCAUCCUCAUGAUCACUUCAUCAAUGGAAGUUAUUCGCAGAAGCUAUUUUGAGGUCUUUUGGUACACGCAUCAUCUUUUCAUCAUUUUCUUUGCUGGCUUAGUUUUCCAUGGUGCAGGACGUAUUGUGCGAAGUCAGCAAGUUACUGAUCCACCUCACAAUAAUUCCUUCUGCGAAGAUCAUCCAGAGAAAUGGGGAAACAUUACUGAAUGUCCAAUUCCGCAGUUUGCAGGAGGGUUUCCUCAGACCUGGAUGUGGGUAAUUGGACCCAUGAUAAUUUAUCUAUGUGAGCGGCUGCUUCGUUUUAUUCGCUACAUGCAGCCUGUCAGUUAUAGGAAGAUUGUAAUCCGCCCAUCCAAGGUGUUGGAACUACAGCUGGUGAAGCCUGGAUUCAAGAUGGCAGUCGGUCAGUAUGUGUUCCUCAAUUGUCCAGCCAUCUCUCAGCUUGAGUGGCAUCCGUUUACCAUGACAUCAGCCCCGGAAGAGGACUUCUUUAGUGUACACAUCCGCUCAGUCGGAGACUGGACUGAAAAUCUCAUCAAGAUGGUCGAAAACCUACCAGAGGGUGGUCAAGGGCCCAAGAUGGCGGUGGAUGGCCCGUUUGGAACCGCGAGUGAGGAUGUAUUUGAUUACGAGGUCAGCAUGUUGGUGGGUGCUGGAAUUGGAGUGACCCCAUUUGCCUCUAUCCUGAAGUCCAUCUGGUACAAGUUUAAAGACUCUGAUCCCAAACUACGGACAAAGAGGAUUUACUUCUACUGGCUGUGUAGAGAGACAUACGCCUUUGAGUGGUUUGCAGAUCUCCUACAGGUCCUUGAGAGAGAAAUGGAGGAACGAGGAAUGAGGGACUUUCUCACAUAUAAACUCUACCUCACUGGAUGGGACCAGAGUCAUGUAAACCAUGCAAUGGUGCAUUUCGAUAAAGAUACAGAUAUCAUCACUGGUCUAAAACAAAAGACUAGUUAUGGCCGACCAAACUGGGAUAAGGAAUUUGAACAAGUUAAGCAAGAGAACCCAUCGUCUGUGGUUGGAACUUUCUUGUGCGGCCCACAAGCCUUAGGGAAGGACUUGGAGAAGAAAUGUGUGAAAUACUCGGACGUGGAUCCACGGAAAACCAAGUUUUACUUCAACAAAGAGAACUUCUGAGGAAAAUUUUCACAGGAAACCUAAUUAUCUUGAAGGGUCUGUGCACUAGGGAUUGUGCACUUCAGCGGUAUCAUGUUUUGCCAUUCCUCAAACGUUUCGACAGUGAGAAAAAAAGACAACCUUCUUCCUGGAAAGUGAACGAAUUGCUGGAAGUCGGUAUCAAAAGUCCACUUAUUGUAUUUUUUGGGCUUUCCAAGUUCCUUGUUAGAAAUGAAUCACCAAGAAUCAAGGAAAUCAGACAUACACAAGAACGUAUUGUAUUUUUAUAAGUGCUUCCUUAUGUAAACAACUGCACGACUCUAAAAUUAGCAUGGCAAGGAGUUACUGAAAUAGAUUUCAGAAUUUAUUUAUUUUAAAAGGAAAAGAUAUUCUUUAAAAGACACAUAUUAUCUGAUCUAACGUGUCACAUAUGGUUAGUCAUGGUUUUGUAACCUUUAAACAAUCAAACCAACUUUAUAAUCCAAGAUAUAAAUUGUUAAUACUGUACAUUAUAUAUCAUGUCUUUACUAAACUGUAUUUAUAAAUAAAUUAUGAAGGCAGGAAUUAAUUUCUGCAUUGAAAACA
Carassius gibelio (silver crucian carp) is the source of this 2689-nucleotide messenger RNA. RefSeq names its product NADPH oxidase 1 (gene nox1). Gene Ontology annotation, biological process: defense response; superoxide anion generation. NCBI's taxonomy places the organism in Eukaryota, Metazoa, Chordata, Actinopteri, Cypriniformes, Cyprinidae. Gene Ontology annotation, molecular function: superoxide-generating NAD(P)H oxidase activity. The transcript has 13 exons. Gene Ontology annotation, cellular component: plasma membrane; NADPH oxidase complex. The record is from RefSeq and is a predicted model, not a curated record. The coding region runs from base 431 to 2125 and encodes 564 amino acids.